Molecule: messenger RNA, 1047 nt
Organism: Sitodiplosis mosellana (orange wheat blossom midge)
Lineage: Eukaryota; Metazoa; Arthropoda; Insecta; Diptera; Cecidomyiidae
Gene: mRRF1
Product: ribosome-recycling factor, mitochondrial
Exons: 1
Coding region: 112-903 (263 amino acids)
Biological process (GO): translation
Cellular component (GO): mitochondrion
Molecular function (GO): ribosomal large subunit binding
Source: RefSeq, a predicted model, not a curated record
GACUUUGACACUUUGGUUAUACAUAUUAAAAGUAUACCCAGUAAGUAAAUGUAGUCGAAAAUAGCAAAAUUCUUGUGAAUUUGUUGUGUACAUGAGAAAAAUUCCGAUAUCAUGUUGCCACUACGUUCAAUCUCAAUGUGGCUUCCGACAUUGAGAAGCAUCGCUGUUCGAAAUUCAGCUAAAGUCCUUCCAAAGCAGUACAAAUUUAGUGAAAACAAUGUGGCUGUCGCAGCAACCACAACAACAUUUCAGUACGAUAGUGUACGUCACUAUGCCAAAGGAAAACAGAAGGAGAAAGCACGCAAUAAAGGUGUAAAAUUUGCGACAUAUAAAUUGCCCGAAGAUCAACUGAACGAGAUUAUAAAUGUGGAUGCAUAUCGAAAUAAAUUGGAAAAGGCGCUCGAAGUAUUGCAAGCGGAUUAUAUAAAGCAUUUGUCACUGCGAUCGACGACCGGAUCAAUUGAGACGGUCAAAGUUAAAGUUGAUGGAGAAGAGCACGAAUUGCAGGAUAUUGCUCAGGUCAUUCGGAAUAAUCCGAAAACGAUUGUGAUCGACAUGAUUGCAUUUCCACAGUUCAUACAAGCUGCUCUACAGGCGCUACAAAAGAGCGGUCUCAACAUAAAUCCACAACAAGAAAACACAACUAUUUAUAUCCCCGUGCCGAAGGUGACGAAAGAGCAUCGUGUUACAUUAGCAAAAAAUGCAAAGGCCUUGUUCAUCAAGGGUCGUGAUCAAAUCAAGGCUGCACAAAACGAAGUGAUUCGAAAGGUGAAGAAUAACACAACCAUUUCGGAGGAUGAUAAUCAUGCGGUGCAAGGUCAACUAACCGAAAUUGCCAAUGAAUACGUUUCAAAAGCGGAAAAGAUCUUCGAAACGAAACAAAAUGAACUGCUAAACAACUGAAUCUGAACUCACCUAAUUUUUUUUUCUCAUUCAAUCAGUUAGUCAGUGGUCGAGUAAGAUUUGAUAUCUUAUCGACUUGUUGGAAUUAUUGUUAUGAUUUUUCAAAGAAAUUGAAUCGAUUAAACUAAACUAAAAAAUGGCAAA